Messenger RNA from Corylus avellana, 2756 nucleotides. NCBI's taxonomy places the organism in Eukaryota, Viridiplantae, Streptophyta, Magnoliopsida, Fagales, Betulaceae. The record is from RefSeq and is a predicted model, not a curated record.
UUUUCAAUUGGUGGGGAUCGAGAAACCAUCCUUGAGAAUAUGGUUUCAGAAAUUCCGCAAUUCCUAUAUUGUCAAUUCCGAAGGACUGUUGCUGGUAUGGAUGAUGAAUUAAGCCUUAGUUGCGUAACUAGUAAAGCAGAAAUCACGUGGUUAGUUAAUGUAGGUGAAUUCAUUUGGAUAUCCUACGUACCGGGGGAGUCAUUUAAGAAUAUGUUGCGCCAAUGCAGCCGCAUUGAAGGUUCAUUUCUAAGUGAUUGGCCAGGUGUGAUGGUGAAGGAAUGUGGGCUUCGUCUUUUGUACCAGCAUGAUCUGGUAGAAUUUGAGCAAAAUCUAAAACAAUGCAACGCCUUGAUUUCUGAGUAUUCGGAUUUCGCGCGUCAAUUUAUGGUUGAUCAAGAAAAAAGUAACAAGAGGCAAAACCCUGAUGAUGAGGCGGCACGACCUUCAAUGGUUCCAUACAAUUGUAUUGACGACUUCCAUCGACACUUUUUCUAUAAUUCUUGUUUUCCUCCAAGUGGCGGAAUAAUUCUAGAUUGGUUCAGCCAUCCAAGUGUUGGGCCUAAAGUGGGAAUCCCUCUUCCUCCAAAUUUCUACAAUGAUCCUACUUGGACAGGACUUGCUCUGUUUGCUUCUUUUUCAGUCCUUUUUGGCAGUCCGCAUUCACAAGUUCAUUGUCGCUUUUCGUUUGUAUCUCAAAAUGGUACUUUUGGUUUAGGGCGUCCCCAUAGCUUUUGCCUCCACGAAGAUGAUCUUUGGUUGUUAAAUCUAGAUGGAUUCAUAUGGCUGGUUUAUUUACCACGUGAGUGGUUUCCAAAGUGGUUGAAUCGAUGUAGUUCCAUUGAGGCUGAAAUUAGCAAUUGCCCUGCAGGCUUGACGGUGCACAAGUGUGGACUCCAUCUUUUGUAUCAAAAUGAUGAAGAGUUUUUUAAGGAAAUACUCUUCAAGACCCAUUUGUAUAGCAAGUAUGAGAAUGAGGCAAACAAAUUUGAUGGAUGCCUUGUCUAUAACUCUUGUUUUCCUCCAAAUGAAAUUCUGGAGAGGUUCAGCCAUCGGAGUGAUGAGCCCCAACUCACAAUCUCUCUUCCUCCAAAUUUGUACGAUGAUCCUAGUUGGAUUGGACUUGCACUCUGUGUUUCUUUCUCACUCCAGAAGGAUGGGACUACAAUUGUUGACAAUCGGGAUUCACAAGUUCCUUGCAACUUGAUUUGUCUGUUGGAAACCGAUAUUGGUAGUCUGGAUUCCCCCCAUGUGUAUAGCCUCACUAAAGAAAAUCUCGAGUUGUUACGGCUAGGUGGAUUCAUUUGGCUCUCUCAUAUACCACGUGGGUCGUUUCCAAACUGGUUGAAUCAGAGCAGCUUCAUUGAGGCUUCAAUUACAACCGAUUUCCCAAGCUUGACUGUGCACAAGUGUGGAUUCCGUCUUUUGUACCAGAACGAAGAGAUAGAGUUUAAGGAAACAAUAAGACACUACACGGCCUCGUUGUCGACAACCUGGAAUGUUAAUCAUCAAUAUUCAACUAUUGCUAAUGAAAAGAUGGUUAAGUCAAACCAGGAGGAUAAAGCAGCUGAGUCCAGUACAACCAGCAUCUCUGAUGAGGACUCUCACCUUUAUCCCAGGCUUAAAGACAAUAGCAAAAAUGAUCAUCCGCAUAUUAAGAAUCAAGACUUUGAUCGAUGCCUUGUCUAUAACUCUUGUUUUCCUCCAAAUGACAUUCUAGACUGGUUCAGCCAUCAGAGUGAUGAGCCACAGCUGACAAUUUCUCUACCUUCAAAUUUGUACAAUGAUUCUACUUGGAUGGGACUUGCUUUCUGUGUUUCUUUCUCACUCCAGGAUGAUGGGACUACCAUUGUUGACAAUCUGGAUUCACAACUACUUCCUUGCAACCUUAUUUGUUACUUGGAAACAAAUAUUGGUAGUCUGGAACCUCUGCAUAAGCAUUGCCUCACUAAAGAUCAUCAUCUCAAGUUGUUGCAGCUAAGUGGUUUCAUUUGGCUGUCUUUUAUACCACGCGUGUCGUUUCUAAACUGUUUGAAUCAGCAGAGCAGUUUCAUUGAGGCUUCAGUUGCUAUUGAUUGCCUAGGCUUGACAGUGCAAAAGUGUGGGUUCCGUCUUUUGUACCAAAAUGAUGAGGUGGAGUUUAAGGAAACAAUAAGACGGUUAAGCCAAACCUGGGAUCUCAUUCAUCAAGAAAAUACGGCCAAGCCAAACGAAGAGGACAAAGCAGCUGAGCCCAAUACAACCAGCAGCUCUGAUGAUCCCAAGCCUAAAGACAAGGGCAAAAGGAUCGUAGAAUAAUGUCUCCUCUACUUUGGGGGCUUCUGCUUUUGUUACUUUGGGUGCUCUUCCAGCUUAUUCGCUUAUCGCAUGAUUUGAAGGUCAAUGCUCUUAUUCAAAGGGCAUUAUAUUUAUCGGUCCAAUUCAAAGGACCACAUAGAAUGCCAAGACCUGGCCAGGGCGAUAAUAUAGCAGAUCGAGAUUCUUCUAGCAAAACUUUGGAGGAUUUGGAGUCUUUUGGUGCGAGUUCGUGAUGCUUUGCUCAAUAUUUUCGUUUAUGGAGUAGCGAUGGACAUGUUUAUGUUUUAGAUUUACUUAAAUGGUUGUUCUUGGAGACCUUUCGUUUCGCUUGGGAUUUAGAAUUUGCUGGAAUAUAUUGUUAUUGCAUGUGAUCUUUUGCCCUAUGGAGUUCUCGUUAUUAUUUACUUCAGUUUUGGUUUUUUAUGGUAUUUGGAUAUAUACCAAUGAUAUGUGGACUUUGG